Messenger RNA from Mugil cephalus (flathead mullet), 3473 nucleotides. RefSeq names its product major facilitator superfamily domain containing 6-like (gene mfsd6l). Lineage: Eukaryota; Metazoa; Chordata; Actinopteri; Mugiliformes; Mugilidae. Gene Ontology annotation, cellular component: membrane. The transcript has 2 exons. The record is from RefSeq and is a predicted model, not a curated record. The coding region runs from base 232 to 1968 and encodes 578 amino acids.
UUCGGGAUUCCGUAGAGCUGCAACAGGUGAAUGCGGCUUUAAAAAAAAAAAGAAAAAACAGUGAAAGAGAUAAAGUAACUCGCGGACGUCGGGAUCAGAGGCGGAAAAUGAGCCGUGGGAGAGAAUAAGGACGUUUUUCCUCCUCGAGCAGAAGCUAAAAGAAGUUUGAAGCCAGCCAGUUCCUCCAUGUGACACCUGUCAGCGGACGACGCUCUGCUCCGGAGGACAACCAUGAGGAGGAACCGGCAGAUUGACGUCAAGCGAGCCGUCGCUCUGGCCAGCGCCUUCAGCUUCCUCUGGUCCGGCGCCAAAGCCUGCCUCUUCCCCUUCCUCACCCUGUACUUCAGGCAGCUGGGCCUCAGCCCCGCGAUGACGGGCGUCGUCGUGGGUGCCGAGCACCUGGUGUCUCUGGUGUGGAGCCCCGUGGCCGCUCUGCUCUCAAAACACUACAACAAGAGGCGAGUGGUGAUCAACGUCUGUCUCGUGUCUUCUGCUGCAGUUGCUCUGCUUCUGCUGCUCAUCCCUCAUACAGACAAAAAUGCACAUGGCGCUUGUAACACAUCGAGCGUGAGAGUCAAUCCCACUCAAAGUUCGGGUGAUAUCCUGCUCACGAGUAGACCUGAGUCAUCACCGACGCAAAACAAAUCCCUCGUCUCCCAGUCUGCUGUCACUUUUCCUGCAACCACUCUUGAACAUACAAACUCUACCCGAGUUAUGACGAACAUAUCUCAUCUGGAGAACGUGUCCGUGGUCAGCGAUGCUUCAGGAGAGUCGACGACGAGCAGCUUUUCCUCGACUCCAGUGAGGAGAAAGAGGUUCGUAUCAGAGCAGCCUCAGCAGGAGGAGAAGGAGGAGGGUAGUUUUCUGGGAAGCCUGAAGAGGAUGGACGCCCACCACCAGCUCUUCUUCAUGAUACUCUUCAUCGUGUCGUUGUUGGAGUUUGUGUCGGCUCCCCUGGAGUGGACGGCGGACGACGGCCUGUAUGAGUACCUGGACUUUGCGGACGCCUCGGACCGCCACGCCAUGACCGAGCUGUGGCGUUUACUCGGAGCAGCGUGUGGCGUCGGGGGGGCGGGGUUGCUGGUGAGCCAGCUGAGUUGUGUCAUAGUGGCUCAGACGUCCAGGAGCGCCGUGCAUUUCUACUGCUACGCCAGUCUGGCUGUUUUGGUUCUGCCCGUAGCUGCCUACCUCCCUCUCUACCUGAACAAGAAGCGGGACAAAGUUAACGGUCUCCUGAAGGCCUUGCAGCUGGUGUACGCCUCCCCUCGCGCUCUGCUCUGCGUCUUCACCACCCUCCUGGUCGGAUUCGCCGGCUCGGCCGUGGAGAACUUCCUCCUGUGGCAGAUGCAGGAUCACGGCAGCAGCGAGCUGCACAUGGGGCUCUCUUUAGCCCUGGCUCUGCUCUCACAGGCGGCCUUUCCCCUGCUGGCUGCCAGAGUUUCCAAACUCCUCAGCCCAGGGAGGGUGCUCAUAGUUGCGUCUGCGAGUCUCAGCUUGCAGUGCGUCUACUACUCCUUCCUGUGGGGAGCGUGGGCUGCGCUGCCCGCACAGGUGCUGAGCUGUUUCAGCAGCGGUGCUCUCUGGUGGGCCGUGAAGACCCAGUGCGAGGACGUUGCCACGCCUGGAGCCGAGAGGAGCGUGUGGAGGGUCUACAGUUCUUUAUCUCUGCACCUGGGAAGUGGACUUGGCAGCGUUGCGGGAGGGUUCGUGGUGCAGAGGUUCGGGCUGGCGUGGCUGUUCAGGGGAGCGGCGCUGGUGAUGACGGUGUGGUGCGUCUGUCUGCCCCUGCUCCAGUGGAAAGCCCCCCGCCAGCGCCGCAUCAACUACUCCCGCCUCCUGGCGGCCGACGCAAGCGAAGCCAGCGACACUGAUUCUGAUCAGGAGAGAGACUGGUUGGACAAGGCGAUGGAAGACGACAGGAGCAACAACAACAACAACAUCAACCGGGGACGGAGCGCAAUCCACUGAGCUCCGCGGUGUGUGAGCAGGACAAUGACCAGAUUUGAUAAACUUGUGAAUUCUGCAAAACACCCGUCGAUCUUUGAUUUACAACAACUUUAAAUACAGCAUAAAUGUUGACUUGUCAUUACUUUUUAAAUCACAUCUCAUCCCGUCUGUGCCAUCUGAUGGGUUUUAGGUAUUCCCCGUCCUUUGACCUUCCCGUGCCUUGUCUCGUGUAUCUGCAUAAGCGUUUGUCAUUUUGAUAAAGCAAACAAGGCAGCAGGAUAAUGAGUGAACAGAUAAAGGAACUUCACACCUGACACCUGACGACUGCAACAACAUUAAGUGUCACAAGUCAAAGUCAAAGCCUCAUACAAGGAGUGUUAACACAAGGCGUGCGCACAAGCUGAGGCUAAACUGAAGCGGCAUCCUGUUACACUUGAGCACGUUGAUAUCAUGUUUGUGCCUCUUCUUUAAACAAAAGAUUAUUAAACAUGCUUAAAAAAAAGCUCUUUUUGUUUUACAUGUGUUUAAAAUGGGAUAAAUUAAUUGAGUUGCAUUAGUGUUGUUCUGCAGAACGUACCUCACAUCUAGCCAGUCCCCCUAACCCUAAUCCUAACCCUAGUAUCUUUAAGAGGAGCUUCAUCACCUUUGUACAUUUAAGUUUUUUGAGGAGAAUUACAGUUAAAACAGACCGGGCCUUUCUUAUUUAUUAGCUUCAGAUUUAAUGGUUCUGCAAUUUAAUAUUCUGUUGCCUGCAUUGAUCAGAGUCCUGCAGCUGAAGCUACUCAUGGUCAAAUGCAUAUAAAGCUGCAUGAUCAGGCAUAACAUUAUGACCACUAAUAUCCUAACAUUGUGUACGUCUCCCUUGUGCCUCCAGAAACAGUUGUGACUCAUUAGAGAAUGGACAUGGACCUUCUGAGUGUGCUUCUUGGGUUGAUAUUGUCAGUGGGGAGCUUUUGGGUCCUAUGGAUUGAGGGGAGGUGCAUCUGUGGAUCAUCCCAGAGAUGCUUGACCAGUUUUAAUGAUGGUACAAUACUAAAGGCUUUAGAUAUUUUCAUCUUUUGUCGUAUAAUUUUAAUUCUCUGUAUUUACUAGAGUCAUCUCAGAGUUGUUGCGGGUAGAACAGGCUGAUCAGAAGAUCGAGAGUCAUGGUGUGAACCUUUUAAAAUUACCUCCCAAUAACCAUGUAAACACUUGAUCUGAUUGUUUCUCUCUGGUUGGACUAAAUGAAUUCUUUCUCUGAGCACGUUUGCUCUAUCGUGGGGUAAAACAUCAGGUGACGAGUUUCCAGGAGAGGCCGAAACAAUGAGUUGUUCCUGUAAACAUGUCUCUGGUCUCUUGGUCAUCUUCUUCUAGUAAAUGAAUUUGAAGGCAGAUCAUAAUACCAGUUGGGAAGCGUCGUAUCAGUUGUAGGGGAGGUGCUCCGUCACUUAAGACCCUUGAGUAAUGCAUCUGGAACAAGGGUGAACCUUUGAACUGUGUAUAAAUAAUGGUUAAUAAUCCUUCAAUAAACCUUCUUUUGAUCGUUA